AUGCCGUUUGCCAACAACGGAGGAAACUUUCACGAAGAGGUGGACGAAGCCGAGCUUGAGAGUGCCUGUGGCAAGAGCACCAAGCUGCGGAAGGCCUUGGGUGCGGCUUACAUGAGGGAAUGCUUCAGAGCACAAGCCUUUAACAGUGACUAUGUUGUCGAGUGGUACUUGUCGAAUGCUAUACCACCCUUCAGAACUUCGCAGAAGCUGCUCGAGAAGGAGGUCUCCACCUUCAUGCAGCGUAGUCCAAACGGCAUGCUUUUGGUGCACAUGGAUGAACACAGGUCUAUGUGCCCUGAUCCAGACUUCCGCAACGGUGCCGCACUUGCAGAGCUUCCUGUUGUCCAAGUCUUGGCAACCUAUACUGACAUUCCACCAUUGCCUCACGGGUCCUCAGAAACUUGCCGACGACCGAUCGCGUGUUUGCUUCAUGCAGGAGCGCCUACUCAUGGACGACAUCGGAGAAUGAGGCUAUUGUGCAUCAUGUGGCAACAUUGCGUGUUACGCUGGGACUUGCCUUGCAAAAGCUCCUCCUUUCCGGCUUGCAUUUUCCAUCCAGUGAGACUGACCGCUCGUUCAACAAGCUAA
Durusdinium trenchii is the source of this 588-nucleotide messenger RNA. The record is from the annotation of a GenBank genome assembly. NCBI's taxonomy places the organism in Eukaryota, Dinophyceae, Suessiales, Symbiodiniaceae.